Paramecium sonneborni is the source of this 2064-nucleotide messenger RNA. NCBI's taxonomy places the organism in Eukaryota, Ciliophora, Oligohymenophorea, Peniculida, Parameciidae. The record is from the annotation of a GenBank genome assembly.
AUGUUCUAAACCCGCACUCAUCUACCAUCUUAUGCCACUUCCUAGUCUGCUUAUAGGACCUAAUGUAAUUAUAAUUAUAAUUAAAUCAGUUCAUAGUAAAGCUGGAAGUGAAACUAGAAAAGCCAUCGAUCAUUACUCAUAUGCCAUUAAUGAGGAAAUAGGAAGAGGAUUUAGUAGUAGAGUAUAUAAAGGUAGAGAUGAGAAUACAACUGAAAAUGUAGCUGUUAAAGUAACUUAAUAAUUUAAUGUUCAGGUGAUUGAUAUGAAGAUGGUCAAGUAAUCUAUUCAUUCUCAACUCUUGAAAAAUGAGAUCAAUGCACUCAAAGCAUUUAAUCACAAAAAUAUUAUGAAACUCUAUGAUGUAUUUUAAACCUAAAAUAAUACAUAUAUCAUCACAGAAUUUUGUGAUUCGGUAAUUCCUCAUUUAUUAUUCAGGGUGAUCUCAACAAUUACAUUAGGAAGAAAGGUAGAAUAGAGGAAUCUGAAGCUAUAAGAAUAUUACAAGCUGUUGUUAGUGCAUUAAAUGAAAUGAAUAAGAAAGGCUACAUUCAUAGAGAUAUUAAACCAGCAAACAUUUUACUCAAUGACAAUCAACCUAAAUUAGCUGAUUUUGGAUUUGCUGUUCCUGCUUAUGAAGCUAGAAUAUAAGGAAGAAACUUUAAUGUUGGAACUCCUUUAUAUAUGUCUCCUUAAGCUUUGAGAUAGUAAGGACAUACUGAAAAAGGAGAUGUUUGGGCUAUUGGUAUUGUAUUUUUUGAAAUGCUUUAUGGUAAUACUUAGUCUUAUUGGAAUAGGUAGAACACCUUAUAAUGCAUCCUCGGAAGCUGCUCUUAUUUCUAACAUUUAACAUUAAUAAUUAGUUUUACCUUCUUCACCUAUGGUGUCUGAUGAGUCUAAAGAUUUCAUUCGCAAAUGUUUAUAAAUAGAUGAAUUUAAAAGAUGGAGAGUUAAGGAUAUGACAGAACAUACUAUAAUGCAAUCUAGAAAUUUAAGUCCUUAAGAAAAAAGGAAACCUUUAAAACAAAUUCAAAAUAUCACAUUACCAACUGAAAACUCUUAAGUAAAGAAAAUCAAAAGAAGUUAAAGUUAAAACAUGAAAGAUAAUACUGUCAGAGAUUUUAAACCUUAAUAAAUAGAAGACAAGCGUAAAUUACAUGAAGAAAAUUAGAAAAAACUUGAAGAAUAAAUAUAACGAUCUGCAAGUUAAAAAUAAUUAUUAUUACCUCAAAAAAUAGUUAAAACCAAUGCUUUUGAAGAAUAAAUUUAACCUACUCCUCCUUUAUAAAAAUAAAAAUCUAUUACUCUAGAAUUCAAAUAAAAUAAUGAAAUUUUAUUCUGUUAAAUCAAUUUCUGUCGUUUCCUUUAUAAAUUUUCAUAACAUUUGGCAAGUUCAAAAGUAUUUCCAACUGAAAUAAGAGAUAGAUUACUAUUUUUAAUGGGCAAAAAUAUUGCUAUUAAAAUAAAUAAGUUAUCUACUAUCCUAGAUAAAGAAAAUAAAUCAGAAAAUCUAUUUUAUUUAGUUGAUUUUGAAAAUUAUAGAAAGAGUGAAUCUUAUAAAAGAUUCUGUUAAGCAAUAUAAGAAUAUCAAGAUAAAUACUUAAGGCAUUUUGAAAAAAUUCUAAAAUUAGCUAAUAAAAAUAGUAAAAAUUUUAUUCAUUUAAAAAUAGAUUUCUAAAAAGAUUAAAUUAUUGGUGUUUUGUGUAAUAACCAUUUAGUUGAAUAAGAUUCCUUUUACAAAACUGCUUUAUAGUAUUUGAAAUUAAGUAUUACAGAAAUAAAAUAGAAUUUUUAAUUUAUUAAAUUUGAUAAACAUGAUUAAGCUUUACCAGAAGAUGUAUAAUUUAGAUUUAUUUUUAGUUAUAAAUGCAUGCAUUUAUUUUGUAAGGACUAAUUGGUUAUUAAGAUUUGAUGCAAAAAGUAUUAGAUUAUCCUACAGACUACAAAUAAUUUUAAAAGGUUUCUCAACCAGAACUCCAUAUUGAAAGAAAACCAGGAUCUGUUAGUUAUAGUUAAUUAGAAUAAUUAAUGUGAUAUCACUAAGUAGAUAUGAAAAUGAUAUAUAUC